This is a messenger RNA of Colletotrichum truncatum, 1896 nucleotides long. RefSeq lists its product as uncharacterized. The record is from RefSeq and is a predicted model, not a curated record. Gene Ontology annotation, molecular function: protein binding. Lineage: Eukaryota; Fungi; Ascomycota; Sordariomycetes; Glomerellales; Glomerellaceae.
AUGAAACUUUUCAAACUCAUUGGUAUUAUUUUUCUGAUCACAUCUCCUGGGGUUUUAUGCUCGUUCACCGCCGCCGGGUCUGAGAAACAUGACGCUGAUGAUGAUUGCUGCGAAUGGGAUCAUGUACCCACCGAUCCAUCAGAUUUGGGAAUUUUCGACGAUUACAACCCAUGGGUUGAUUCUAUCGACAACUUUAGGCCUGAUAACCCAAAUUAUAACUUCUACAACCCCAGCGGCGUGGGCCCUUUUCAUGCAGCGGAUUAUUUGCAAUGGCGCCCGGAAAUGGAUGUCCACGAGCGAAUGCUUCUCUCCAUGGAAGCUUUCAAAGCAUCUCCAAAUAUCGGCCAUAGGCUGCUCUGGCUCGCAGCCGAGGCAGGUCAUACCUCUGUUAUGGAAGCGCUUUUGAGAGCUGGAGCUAGCCCUUUCGGAGUCAAUGACCGCGGUAAGCCGUCAAGUCGUACACUUGUCGUUGCUAGUCGCCGGGGUGAUGUCGAGAUUAUGCGGCUGUUGGUUGAAGCUGGCGUCGAUCCUGAUAUGAGUCUCGACGGUUGGCAGGAUGUACGGUCGGACUGGUGGGAGAAUCCCGAGCCGGCAGCAGUGCAGCACACUCCCUGCGAGUUGCACAGCUGCGGCUGGGAAACUACCCCUAUAUUCCUCGCCGCAGAGCACAAUCACACGGCAAUGGUUCAAUGGCUACUCCAAACAGGGCGUAUAGACCUUGCAAGGCGACACAACAACUCCAACAAGACCGUCCUAGAGACUGCAGCACACAUUGGUCACUCGCCGACAUUCAAGCUGUUGAUGGAACAUUGUGUUGUCAAUGGCGACCACGAGGAUCAUCAGCCAUGCUUCAUAGUGUCAAAUCUACUAGAAGAGGUAGCUGGAACGGGAGAUCUAGAUCUCACAUAUUUCACGCUUCAGCACUUGGGAUUCCCAGUCGAGAACACACAUGUCGAUCGCAGAGGAAUGUUCCACGUUCUCGCAAAGAGACAUCGUCAGCUGAUGAUGCAUACAUUUCGGGGCAUCCUUGCCAGCACUAGAGCAUCAGCAAGUUUUAUCCAGCAUUUCCUCGAAUAUUUCCGAGUACUCGAGAAAGUGGAAAUUCCUGGCAUGUUGGAAAUGAGGGACGAAUUGAAUCACAGCCUCUUUCUGGCAGUCAUGGGCGACCGAGUCGAUGUUUUUGCGCUACUCAUGGAGCUCAAUGCACAGUAUUUUAAUCAGUUCAGUCAGUCAGGGUCAGGAACCGAUCUAUUAAAGCAGUCAAAACUUUCUUCCAUGAGAUUAGCGUUGGAACACGACAGACCAGGCAUUGUUAAAUAUCUGAUCGAAGAAGAAGACAUGGAUCCGAACAUAAACAGUCGAGGCUAUCUUCCGUUCGACGCUUUACGUGAUCGCCAACAUAGGUCUGAAACUUUGCUGGAAUUGGCGUCAUUCAAAGGGUCUUACAGUGUUGCACGUUAUCUUCUUGAAAACACGAACCCGUAUAUCUCUGGUCUUUUAGGGCACGAUGCAUGGGAUACGCCACUUUCUUGCCUCUUGAGGACUGCCCGAUUUGACCCUCCGUAUCAACACCAGAUUGAGAGCAGAGAGCUGGAUGAAGUCGUUGGCCUUCUUUUGCGUCGAGGCGGGCCUGUCUCGUUGGUCUCACCUGCAGGAAGCCCCGAAUUCGAGAACAACAGCGUGAUUGUUGACGUUGUGGGCGACUUUGGGUCAAGCCUGCAACCCAGAGUUUGUCUCUGUUGGGGCUAUCGUGAAACGAUGCGACCCAAGCCUAAUCUUAGAGAUAAAGGUGUAGUUCGUCUGGAGUUGAAGCAAGAGGAUGAGAUGUGGUGGAGGAGCCUACAAAGGAUGAUUGAGGUAUCUUCGAAGUCUGAAGUACAGCGCGAGGAGCUGUGA